This is a messenger RNA of Eimeria tenella, 231 nucleotides long. RefSeq lists its product as uncharacterized. The transcript has a single exon. NCBI's taxonomy places the organism in Eukaryota, Apicomplexa, Conoidasida, Eucoccidiorida, Eimeriidae. The record is from RefSeq and is a predicted model, not a curated record.
CUGCAGCAGCAGCAGCAACAGCAAAACCAACGGCAGCAGCAAAAGGCUGACAGCAGCAGCACAGCUCGCAGCAACACCAGCAGCAACAGAAAGCCACCUGCAACAGCGCCAGAAGCAACUGCAACAGCAGCACAAUCUGCAGCAGCAAAGCCAGAAGCAACAGCAACACAGCCAACAGCAACAGCAGCAAAGCCAGCAGCAGCAGCAGCAGACCAUUCGCUCACUCUGUAG